Phoenix dactylifera (date palm) is the source of this 2222-nucleotide messenger RNA. RefSeq lists its product as uncharacterized. The record is from RefSeq and is a predicted model, not a curated record. Lineage: Eukaryota; Viridiplantae; Streptophyta; Magnoliopsida; Arecales; Arecaceae. Gene Ontology annotation, molecular function: iron ion binding; heme binding; oxidoreductase activity, acting on paired donors, with incorporation or reduction of molecular oxygen.
CGCCACCGCAAGAACAAAGACAGCCCACCAAACCCCCCCGCUCCCUUCUCUGAGCUCCAAUUUCGAUGAGACAAUUCCUCGACCGCCAUGGAAGCUUGCGACGCCUCGAUCCCGUACACCCUUCUAGGGUUUCUUCUCCAGGGAGGCGGCGACCGGCCGCCGGCUAACUUCUGCUCCUCCGCCGCCCCCGGCGGACAAGGCUUCUUGAAGGACUACGUGGCGAGGGGUACCAACGCGUUGCUUUGGAUCUCCCUCAUCUCCGUCACGUUCUUGCUGUUCCGCAAGCUUGCGAGGCUGGUGGGGUUCUGGGCCAAGGGAAGCCGGAUCCCGGGCCCGCCCUCUCCUUCCUUCUUCGGCCACUCGAAGCUGAUCGCUGGAUGCGGAUCGGGCGCAAAUCUCACCGGUUAUUUGUCCAAGUUGCAUGAGAGUUAUGGACCAAUUGUCAGACUGUGGUUGGGUCCUACUCAGCUUCUUGUGUCGUUGAAGGAUACUACUCUGAUAAAAGAUGUGCUCGUACAGGCUGAGGAUAAAUUACCAUUGACUGGGAGGGCGUUCCAUUUGGCUUUUGGUCGAUUAAGCCUAUUUGUUUCCUCCUUCAGAAAGGUACAAAAGAGAAGGGAAUCUUUAGAAGCAUACUUGAAUGGAAAAUUGGCUGAGAGAGCAAACAUGAUUUCUUGGAAGGUCGUUGAAUGUGUCAUGGGCCGAGUUGAUACUAUUAUGGCUAAAGGUAUUCUUGAUUGCAGAUCUGUUUCACAGCAUAUGGCAUUUUACACUCUUGGAGUUGGUCUCUUUGGCGAUGCAUUCCUGGAUUGGUCUGAGGCAGCUACAUAUGAGGAGCUCCUUCUGAUGAUUGCUAAGAAUGGUUGCUUCUGGGCUUCUUACAGAAUCCCUCCCUUUUGGAGGAGAGGAUACUGGAAGUAUCGAUCUUUGUGCAUGAGAUUGCAAUGCCUAACACAAGACAUUAUUCAACGCUCAUUGGGCCAAAUCAAUCAAGAUUCUUGUAAGAGAACUUCAGAUACUGGGAGGGAAGCUGGUGCAGAUGGUACGGUUCUGCUGGACAAUACGAGAUCAAGAGGUCUCUUCCAGGAGGAAAUAGAGGAAGAUGUUAUUUCCAAAGAAGAAGCAUGUGCAAAUAUGUUGGGUUUGAUGUUCCACGGAUGUUUAGCAACUGCUAGCUUGAUCCAUAGCAUUUUAACAUGGCUAGUCUUGAACCCGGAACUACAAGAAAAAUCAUAUUCAGAGAUCGUUCGAGUGUGGGGAAGAACUUCUGGGCCAGAUUCACUUGAGGUGCAAAAGAUGCAUUUCUUAUUGGCUACUGUUUAUGAAUCAGCUCGUCUUUUGCCAGCUGGACCUUUGCUUCAAAGAUGCUCAUUGAAACAUGACUUGAUUCUUAAUUCUAGUAUAACUUUACCGGCGGGAGCAAUGCUCGUUGUUCCUUUACAGCUGCUGCAGAUGGAUGACUCUAUAUGGGGUAAGGAUGCCAGCCACUUUAAUCCACAUCGUUUCUUGUCGAAGGCUAUUGACCAUGGAGGCACAUUUGAGGAACAUGAGAAGCAUGAAGAGUGCCCAUUUAUAAGUGAACCAAAUAAAAGUGCAGCAUUUCUUCCUUUUGGGGCUGGUGCACGAGCAUGCAUUGGACAAAAGUUUGCAAUUCAUGGAAUAUCAGCAUUGCUUGCAUAUUUACUUCAAAACUAUGAGAUGAGACUUAAGCCUGAUUUUGAGAACAACUCCAAGCCCACAGUGCAUGAUUGCCUUCUUCAGCUUCAGGCAAGCCCAAAGGUUGUCUUUGCGAGAAGAAAUUAGUGAAACCAGAAAAAAAUAAAGGUGAAUGAUAUGGGUCCUUUUUUACUGGUGUUAGAUAAACAUUACCCGGUAUAAUAACUCAUACGACCUGUGGAUGGAUAUGUUGAUGAUCCAAGAAAAGGUACUUAACUAGAAGUGUUUUUCCUCCCAGUUUUUAACAGCUCCAGUGAUCUCUGCCAAUCCUUUUUUAGCAUUUUGGAAGCACUUGGGAGCUGUUAACUCAAUGGAGCUGUGUGCAUUAUAUACUUUUCUUCUCUUUUUUUUCUUUUUUUUUCCUCCAUUGGAGUUUGUUCUAAUUCUGUUACUUGUAUAUAUAACAGUGAGGGUGCAGUAUUAAAAGACUAAAUAAAACAAAUUCAAGAAACAAACAAAACAGUGGCUUCAUAUUGUUGUUGACUAUUUUCUGUUGCACAUUGAAA